AUGAAGUCCGAAAUCCUCAUCGUUCUGAGCAUCCUGUUCGCUUUGGCACCUGCCACACCCACCACGCCCAACAACACCCAGAACAUCUCCGAGAUUAUCUCCAGCCUUCCGCAGGACAACAAUGGAGUCCUCUACCUCGGAAAUGACGGCGUGCUUCGAUCCGUCGACGCCAGCGGCAGGGUCGUGGCCUACCAACAGUUGAGCCCGGACCAAAUCCGCGAAUACAACAGCAAGUUCCCUGCGGCAGAGCAGGAUCGUCUGUCCCGGGACUUCCAGGGCGUUGACGGUCGUGACGUGACCAAUCUCGACCAGCUUCUCAACCCCGACCGCAACUUGCUGCCGCCUAUGACCACCACCACCACCGUGUCUCAGCAGCAGCCAACGAGCACCAAUGUACCGGGUCGGAACACCUGCGGAAAUGUCGGAUGCACUUCGCAGCGUGAGUGUCGCCAGAACGGAUGCAACAAUUGUCUCCAGGCGGAUCAUAUGGCGAUGGGCUACUGCCAUUAG
Molecule: messenger RNA, 510 nt
Organism: Aspergillus ibericus CBS 121593
Lineage: Eukaryota; Fungi; Ascomycota; Eurotiomycetes; Eurotiales; Aspergillaceae
Exons: 2
Coding region: 1-510 (169 amino acids)
Source: RefSeq, a predicted model, not a curated record